UACGCCUUUUUUUUCCUCUUCAUCACGGCGGUGGGUCGGAGCCGCUGUGUCCCCGGGCUGGCACGUUCCUAGCUAAAUUCUCCACAGUAUAAAAUUGGGUUCCCCUCUAUUUCACAACCCGUCCCCCUAAAAAAAUUAUUUGGUUCCCUGCAACUGUUUAUAUAUUUUCGCUUAAGACAGAUUUCUAAAUCCCCUUCAGAUAUCUUAGAAGAUGGCGGUGGUAAGCGGGAUGUCAGGGUUGGCGGUAGCCCGGCUGGAGGGCCGAGAAUUCGAGUAUCUCAUGAAGAAAAAGUCCGUGACCAUCGGCCGGAACUCUUCGCAGGGCUCCGUGGACGUCAGCAUGGGACACUCCAGCUUCAUCUCCCGCCGGCACCUAGAAAUAUUUACCGCAGGAGAAGAUGGCACCGGCACGGGGGAAUUCUACCUCCGAUGCCUUGGAAAAAACGGGGUGUUUGUUGAUGGGGUGUUCCAGAGAAGAGGGGCUCCACCUUUACAGCUUCCGCGAAUGUGUUGUUUCCGCUUUCCCAGCACAAGUAUAAAAAUAACGUUCACAGCCCUGUCCAAUGACAAGAAAGAGCCAAGGAACGUGCCAGAAUCACCGAUCAAGCCUGUCCAGCCCCAGAUUUCCCCCCUGACCAUCAACAUUCCUGACAACAUUGCACACCUCAUGAGCCCGCUGCCUUCACCUACUGGAACCAUCAGUGCAGCAAAUUCUUGCCCAUCAAGUCCACGUGGGGCAGGACUGUCCAGCUACAGGACAUCUCGCAUUCUGACCUCCGAUCUUAUAGGAGACAGCUCCCAAUCAGAAAACGACAAGGAGGCCUCAGGUGAAGACAGUCCAAAGGAUGACUCCAAACCUCCAUAUUCAUAUGCACAGCUAAUAGUUCAAGCUAUCACCAUGGCUCCGGACAAACAGCUAACACUGAACGGAAUAUACACCCACAUCACCAAGAACUACCCCUACUACAGAACAGCAGACAAAGGCUGGCAGAAUUCGAUUCGCCACAACCUGUCUCUGAACCGGUAUUUCAUCAAAGUGGCUCGGUCUCAGGAAGAGCCAGGUAAAGGCUCAUUCUGGAGGAUCGACCCCGCCUCUGAAGGCAAGCUGAUAGAACAAGCCUUCAGGAAGCGCAGGCCCAGGGGUGUGCCCUGCUUCAGGACCCCUGUAGGGCCAUUGUCCUCCAGGAGUGCUCCAGCUUCUCCAAGCCACACUGGGGCACUGUCAGCCCACUCUAGUGGGGUCCAGACCCCAGACAGCCUGUCCAGAGAGGGCUCCCCAGUCCCCAUGGAGCCAGAGCCAACUCCACCACCAGCCCCAACCCAAGCCACAACAAUCCAGCCCAAACUCGCCGUCAUCCAAGAGGCCCGCUUUGCACAGAACUCCCCAGGCUCCCCUCUCAGCAAUCAGCCAGUAUUGAUCGCUGUGCAGCGCCAGAUGCCUCAAACGACCAUGAAGCCUGUGACCUAUGCCAUGGCCACACCAGCCAUUGUUACGACUACAGUUAGCUCUGCCCCUGUCAUGCAGACUGUGCAUGUUGUUCACCAGAUCCCAGCUGUCACCAUGGCAACUGUUGGUGGACAGCCUGCUUCUGCAGUGAGCAGCGAACCUCAGGAGAAUGGAAGCAGAGAGCACAAGGAGAUCAAAGUAAAAGUGGAGCCGGUCCCAUCCAUUACAGCCUCCUCCAUAGGUGGAGUCAGUCGUAUCAUCCAGAGCUCUCAAGCUGCUCCUCUGACUACGGUUACCAUCGUGCAACAAGCUCCGCUCGGUCAGCACCAACUCCCAAUAAAGGCCAUCACACAGAAUGGGACCCAUCUGGUCCCCAUUAGUACUGCCGCUAGCACAGCUGUUGCAAACCCUCUGCAUCUCCUGGCAACUCACGCUUCAGCCUCAGCUUCCCUCCCCACUAAAAGGCAGAACGGAGAACUGCAAGACCAGCCUGAGACAAAGAGGGUGAAAAUGGAGGAAGAAGGGGAGAACGAAGCAGCGGCUGCCAACCGCAACAACGGCACCACGGACAGAGCGGGAGAAGGAGGGGUCAGUGAGCAGGUCGGCGACAAGUAGCCCGCCCGCUCCCAACGGCUCCCAUCUGCAUCCUGACCCCUGCUCUCCUGUACGCAUUGAGCCACACAUCUGACCUGGUGUCAUUAUCUUACUCCAAGGUGCCAAAAAGCGAAGGACUACAGAAUGUGCAAACUCUUCUCGACCUCUCCUCCAUGUAUUUCCGACCACGAAACGUGAUGCAAAAACUAAAAGACCAAACCUAAAAAUGGAAUUGAGAGAGUUACUGACGACUGUAAAUGCCCAAUGUUUGAGACCCAGAUGGCGAGAGGAAGCACAGAAAGGAAAAAAGAUUUGAAAAUCCACAUUAAAGGAAAAAAAAAAAGAGGCUUUUUUUUCUUUUCUUUUUCUUUUAGCAACAAUGAGUCCCAAAACUCACCCAAAGAAGACAAGGAGUCUUAUCCUGGUAGCAUUACAGACAAGCGCUUAACUGUGUGUCAGAUAGAAACAGCAAACAAGUGAUCUCACCAGUAGUGUAUUCCACAAGGGGAAGUGUGUGUAUGUACGUGUGGACAUUCCCAUCUUCGGCAGCUAGCCUCCAUGUCGACCUAGCUAACCCAGUUGUGAGUAGAUAUGCAGUAUUCUGUUGUACAAGUGUAUCUUUGGAUAUUUUGAGUCUUUCUCCAUUUCCCGAGGCACAGAUACUAUCUAGUAAUAAGAUAACUAAAGCUAUAAGUGGCGUCAUUACAACAUUAUUUUUCUUUUUGUUUGUUUUUUUUUUUUUAAUAAUUUAUUUUUUUUAAUAUUGCUGUUUUUGUAUGUGGACUCUGUUCGGUGAAAUGAAUGUAGUCUCCAAUUUUUUUUUUUCCUUUUAUUGAAAACACUAUGGAGUUAAUGCCAGUUUUCUGCUCAUUCAUGCAAAUUAAAUUCCUUUUAUCACUGUACAUCUACAGAAUUUUCAUAUUUUGCAAAUAUCCUAAGAGUUAAAAAUAUAUUCCCAUGUGUAUUUGACCGUAUGCUUCAUUGAGCUUGCAUGUUAUGGUUCUAGAAACAAUGUACCUGAGCAGAUUAUCCGACUAUGGAACUGAAGAAAAUUUUGACUGGAUCUACGCUGAUUCUGACCAGUGCUGCACUUAACCUCUAGUUCUUUUUUCUUUUUGUUUUUAAAUUGCAUUUUUUAAUUUGUAUAUUUCUAGUUUUCCUUUGUUUUGUUUUCCUGUCAUUAUUGGCUGUUUUUUGUUACCUUUGUGUUGAAGUUGGCAGUCUGUUGGCUGGAUUCUUUUACUCCUUUCAGGCUACUAAAAAAAGUCUAUUCAGAUUGUAUUCUAUGUUACACAAAGAAAAGCAAGUGAUAGGUGUUUGUUCUGCUUCAGUGGAAAAAUGCUUUUUUUUUUUAUUUUUUUUUUUUUAUAAAUUUAUUUAAAACACAAUCUCCUAGUUUGUAUUUCUUUGAGUAAACGCCUUUUCUGCUGGGCAAAUGAUGCAAA
Molecule: messenger RNA, 3486 nt
Organism: Haplochromis burtoni (Burton's mouthbrooder)
Lineage: Eukaryota; Metazoa; Chordata; Actinopteri; Cichliformes; Cichlidae
Product: forkhead box protein K2
Exons: 9
Coding region: 212-2062 (616 amino acids)
Biological process (GO): regulation of transcription by RNA polymerase II
Molecular function (GO): DNA-binding transcription factor activity, RNA polymerase II-specific; RNA polymerase II cis-regulatory region sequence-specific DNA binding; protein binding
Source: RefSeq, a predicted model, not a curated record